Rhipicephalus sanguineus (brown dog tick) is the source of this 2455-nucleotide messenger RNA. RefSeq lists its product as uncharacterized. Lineage: Eukaryota; Metazoa; Arthropoda; Arachnida; Ixodida; Ixodidae. The transcript has 2 exons. The coding region runs from base 58 to 2142 and encodes 694 amino acids. The record is from RefSeq and is a predicted model, not a curated record.
UGAGCAGCACAACGGCCUUUGUGCUACAACGCCUGCCCACAACCUUCCGAGCACGCCAUGGGCCACAAGAUACGCUUCGGAACGGAAUGGCUGGAUUCCGUUGAACUCAAACGACGCUUUCCGGGGCUGAGUGUGGACGUUCCUUGCAGCGCGAAAGGCGUCGCUGGCGAAGACGGCGGCACCAUUUCGACGUCCACCUGUCACAUCUUCGAUCAUUUGUCCCGUUGGAAUUACGUCCUUUGGCCCGUCGGCUUGCAGUUGCGAGAACUCCGAGGUCCCGGAAGACUGUCCCUGGUUCGGGUCGUCUACAGGGGCAGGGGCGGCCGCAUGCAGCAAGCGCGGAGUCGUCACGCCCGGAUUCUCGUUCACGUCCUUCUCGUGCAGCACAGCUGCGUUGAGAGCCUACACCUGGACGACGCCCUAAUCGAAGGCAGUGGACUCGGCGAGUACCGAGAGUGCGUCGUAUCGACGCUUCGGCAAAGCGCGAGCUUACGGACGUUGAUUCUCGGUAGCCUCUUCUGCGAAUACCGGAGCAUCCGAGAGGAACUGUUCGGAGCCGUCGCCACGAUGACGAACCUACGCAAGCUGGUCGUGUUCGGCAGCGCCGCGGCGCCGUCGGUCGUUCUAGACGCGGUUUGUACGCUCCUCGAGGACACCACGUGUCUCGCCACUCUGACGAUACCGAGACUCGUUUACGACGACGCAAGCGGGACGCGCUUAGUCGCCGCUCUUCGCCGCAACAAAACCGUCGAGAAUCUAUAUCUGCACGGCAGCAUCGUGCAUUCCUAUAUGCAGAACGGAAUUUCCAGGUUCUCCCUCUUCAUGGCCAACAGCGCUCAACUGACCUCGGUGAGCGUGGAAGGUGUGGAGACAGAUCCCGCAAGCACAUUCCAAGACAUCAAGUGUAUUGUGGCGCCGUUCCGCAUGCGCAGCAACCUUCAGAAGCUGCGUCUAACGGGCUUCCUGUUAAGUGCAAAGUGCGCGUGUCUAUUCGCUGCCCUAGUGUCCGCGAAAAAGGGGUGUCUCAAGAGUCUGGACAUAGACGGCUGCCGCUGGAGACCGAAGCCGCGGCUAGAACGGCCGCGCGACGUUGGAGCUACUGACGUGGAACAGUUAGGUCAACCCGUGAUCGCCCAUCAACGUUGUCAGUGGAUUCAGGCGUUCGACUACACCACGCGAGUGCAACUCUCGUUCUUCGCCCUGGACAUCGAAGGACUCGAACCGGAAGACCUGCGGCCUCUGUUGAACACUGCCGUUACCGUCGAAUCUCUCAAAACAGUCUCGCUGAGCGGCGUUCCGCUGGACAAGCUGAAGGCAGUUUGCGGAGUAAUCCGGGAGACCGGAAUGGGCGGCCGAGUCCGUAUAGAAGAUGCCUACUUUGUCAACUCGUCGGCGAUAGCUGACCUUCAGGAGUUUCCGGAAGCCUUGUCUACGGUGGCGAUAAGAUCUUUCACCGAGCGGACUCCGAGGGCAUUUGAACUCGUGGUCCGCCUGGCGUGCUUCUGGUAUCGGGUCAGUGCGCUCAACCUCCGCCUGGCGCAGAGCAUCCUGUCGGACGUCCCCACGUUUCGAGCCCUGUGCAACUACUUGAGCACCGCUAAUUCCCUGAGGGCACUCUCGCUGACCGGAUGUGGCGACCCGGAUCUAGGACGUACUGUUCGGUCGGCAGGUCGCCCUUACAGCGUGCUUCUCGAGAUGAUCUUCAAGAAUUCGGCCAUCCGUGCUCUGCGGCUAAACGGGUUCCAUCUGGGUGAGGACAACUUGCGUUCCUUCGUUGCUGGAGUGGUUGCCAGCAAGAGCUUGUGCGAGCUCUCCUUCGCAUCCUGGGACCCGGCCGAAAAUGACAUGUUUGUUCGGCAGCUUGCCUCGAAGUUCCACGGAAACAAAACCAUCACUUACUUCAGUCUUCUGGCAUCUGCGGAUGGUGUAGAGAACGAGUGGUUCGUCAUCGAAAACGUAAUCGGCCGUAACAUGGGGCAUCUGACGUGUGCGGCCCACUAUGUCGUAGGCGUGGACUGCUCGCCUCGUUGCGACGCUGCCCUCAAAGUUGUUUCCGGCACUAACGCACUGAUGAAGAGAGUCGAGGAACUAAUGAAGGACGACGAAACCAUGGGCAACUUUCGAAGCACUUCUGUAGGCUAGACCCGUUCGUGAAACUUUCGGGGUGAAGGCACAGUUUUUAGAAAGCUUAGUAAGACGAAGAGGACAGCGAUGUUCUCCGAUACUCUACAUAUACAAAAUUUCUUCAGUUUCCAUUUUUCGCUGUCAUCCAUCGGCCUAUUGGCGCUGUUUUUAAACUGUCCAUUGUGUGCAGCGUUCUAGUCAUUCAGACAAGAAGUGAUCAAACGCGAAGAUUAGGCUAUUGUACAAAGCUGUUUUGUAACCACGAGACGGGCCUGGAAUCUCUCGUUAGUAUGCAAUUUAUUUUUGUAGGCUGCUCUUUUUAUUGAAACGC